AUGGUUGAAUCCGUCGCUGCAACAUCCCUUUUAGGGCAUACACCGAUUUUAGGGCAUUACUUGAGAAAUGUUUCUGUUAAUCAAUAUGUGGCUAUGCCGUCCCGAUUUCCAAGAUUUCCAGUGAUUAAAGCCCAAGCAAUGGAGUUGACUAAGGAAGCGAAUUUGUACAAAGAGAAAGACCGAUUCUCAAGAUUUCCGCAGAGUUUCAAGGAAGAAAAACGAGAGUUGUUUCCACCUAUAAACAAGGCUGAUAAUCCUUCAUUACAUAACCCAUUGGCUCGACAAGAAAGAAUGGGUUGUGGUUGGUUAGGCGCUAUAUUUGAAUGGGAAGGAGUUUUAAUCGAAGAUAACCCAGAUCUCGAGAAGCAAUCAUGGCUCACACUUUCACAAGAAGAAGGCAAAUCCCCACCUCCAGCUUUUCUUCUUCGAAGAAUACAAGGCAUGAAGAACGAGCAAGCAAUCUCAGAAGUUUUAUGUUGGUCAAGAGAUCCAUCUCAGUUGAAACGAAUGGCUUCAAGAAAAGAAGAGAUCCACCAAGCUUUACAAGGCCGGAUUUACCGAUUCCGUGAUGGGUCUCAGGAAUUCAUGAAUAUCUUAACCCGUUACAAGAUUCCAAUGGCAUUGGUCUCGACCCGCCCACGUAGGAAUCUUGAAGAAGCGAUUUGUGCGAUCGGAAUCGAAGGUGUUUUCAAUGUUGUGGUGACUGCUGAGGAUGUUUACAGAGGGAAACCGGAUCCGGAGAUGUUUUUGUAUGCAGCUGAGCUUUUGCGGUUUAUACCCGAAAGAUGUAUUGUGUUUGGGAAUUCGAAUUUGACUGUAGAAGCUGCUCAUGAGGCAAGAAUGAAGUGUGUUGCUGUGGCUAGCAAACAUCCGGUUUAUGAGCUUUCUGCUGCUGAUUUGGUGGUGAGGUCGCUUGAUGAGCUUUCGGUGGUUGAUUUGAAGAAUCUUGCUGAUGUUGAGUUGACUGAAUUUGGGUCAACACCGGAAUUGGAAAUGGAGUUGGAGGAAGAAAACGAUGGACACCCGCCUUCAUCGGUAGCGGUUGAUGAUGGUUUCUGGUAG
Messenger RNA from Lactuca virosa, 1062 nucleotides. The record is from the annotation of a GenBank genome assembly. Lineage: Eukaryota; Viridiplantae; Streptophyta; Magnoliopsida; Asterales; Asteraceae.